GCAAUGCUAUGUUUUUAGCAGCUGGACAAAUAUUCAGUUGAACACUCAUUAUAUGUUUUAAACUGUUUCUGAAUCAAUUUUUUCAUUCGUGAUCAGAAAUCGGACGAAGCUGCUAAACAUAAUCGACCAAAAAUAGUAGAAAGUGAUAAAAGUCGAAGCAACGAGAUGCGAUGAUUUUCAGUUUGGAGGAAACAAAACAACUUUACUCGGGUUUACACGUUUACUAGUGUGCGUAGGUGAAAAGUCACUUAUCUCUAGUUGAAACUAACAAAAUUUACGGUGCGCUUCGGACAGCACGCCAGGUCAAUACUGGGUCAAAAUCAACGUAUAAUGAAGGGUUUUGACUGUAGUUAGGUUGGAUCAAGGUCAAAACGAGUAUAAAUAAACUCGAACAAAAUGUAAAUUUUCUGCAAAUAAUGUUAGAUGCAGUUGUUUUCGACAGGUAUUCUAAUCGAAACGUUAUAUUUUACCAUUCUAACGAUAGCAGAAUCAUAAACUUCAAUUACUCGCAACUAUGGCAGGCGAUCGAAAGUGUAAAAACUGCUAUCCGCGACCUAAAGUUAUCAGAACAUUACUGUUGCUUUGCCGUUAGUUUGGAGCAUUCACCUGCUCUAAUUGCUGUUGUUGUGGGGCUCUAUUUUACCAAACAGCCGUUUUGUUGUCUGAAUAUCGGCUGUAACAUCAAAAAUAUCACGCCCUUGUUAAAACGCAUUGGCACACGGUACAUGUUCUGUAAUGCAAAUAAUGUAACCGGAAUUGAGAACUAUAGCUUCGACAUUAUAUUUGAACUCAAUUUAUUAGGUGAACAUAUUUGUCUAAUAAAGCUCAGCGCAGACUGGGAUAAUGUAACGGUCUGCAAUAAAAUUGCUUAUUGUGUGCUAAGUUCAGGAAGCACAGGGCAGUCAAAACUCGUCCAAGUACCUGCAAAUUGCAUUAAACCAAAUUUAGAUCAACUGGAAAAGAUCUGCACUAUAUCUCAACAAGAUCGCAUCUUUAUCGUUUCGCCUCCAUCGUUCGAUCCGUUCAUUGUAGACAUUUUCUUAGCUUUACGAAACGGAGCUAGCGUCAUAUUAGUCGCGAAUGAAAUCCGCCUCGAUCCUGAUCGAUUGUUACGAGUGCUGUUCGAUCGAAGUAGCGUUACUUUCAUGCAAAUUACCCCAUCCCUUUUUCGACGGUGGAAUGAGCGGACCAUACAGGAAGUCAUAUUUCAAAAGGAAACUUCGCUACGGAACUUGAUACUAGGUGGGGAACCAUUUCCAACCGAUUUACAUGUCCCGGUUGGAACUUCGACAAAUGUUUACAAUAUUUACGGCAUAACUGAGAUAUCAUGCUGGGCUUUAAUAGAAAAGGUGAAUGCAGAAAAUGUAGCCAGCAAGCAAGUAUCGCUAGGAUCUCCUCUAGACCAAACGAUUGUACUACAAUUGAGAGAUAUUGAUAGCAAUGAGGUCUUAGAUCUGCAUCAAACACCGUUUCCAAUUCGAGGUCAGCUGUUCGUAGGUAGUCGUACAAGAAAAUGUUUGGUGAAUGGCGAAUUAGCCAAAGAAAUACUACUAUCUGAAGGAGUAUGUUAUCGAGACACAGGCGAUGUCGUUGAACUUAGAUCAGAUGAAAAAUUUUACUAUUCAGAGCGAUGUGACCAAGUUAUAAAACGAUUUGGUGUAAGAGCUAGUCUUGCUCAUUUGGAACUAAUAUGCGAUCGAAAUCAAUCGAUUUCCAAAAGUUUUGCCGUAUUCGAUGCAUUCCACCAGAGAAUAUUUUUGUUCUAUACUGCAUGCGGUGAGACUGAUGGAAAAGACAUAGAAAUGCAAUUAAGAGCCGCCUUCAGGAGUGACGAGACUCCAGAUGAAUUCAUUGCAGUUAAUAGUUUUCCUUUAUCCGCUCAUGGAAAAAUCGAUAAGAAAGCGCUACUCAAUCACCACCGCAUAAAUAAUUGGGCAGUAUCGACUUCAGUGAAUUUGGACAUUGGCCAAUUUUUCACAGAUCAAAUGAAUAAACUUCUAGGAAUUCCCUUUGAAGAAAAAUGUCAACCCAAACGAAGAAAGUUAGAUUCCGAUCUUUCGUUUUUUGAUAUUGGAGGGACUUCAAUACAAGCAGUUCAACUGAUUACUUCAAUGCAAGAACAAUUUACUGCACCCAUAUCAAAUUUGAUUAAUCUUUUGUUGGAUAAAACCGUGUCACUUCGACAGAUUUAUUCUUAUCUACAGACUGUUAAAUUAUCAAAUAUUUCUGAGCCUAGCUGUGAAAAACUCAAAGCAAUGGACAAUGGAUUAUGUGCCAAAGCUUGCUUUAAUAUGAAUAGAUGUAUUGAUGCUACUCCUAGUGUUUUCUACAGCAAGAUUCGUGAUAAGACGGUUCUAGCAGUGGGGAGCCAUUCUCACAAAGUGAUCGUCAUAGACGCCAAUCAAGAUAACAGUAUGGUUUCGCAGCUAGAACUCCCAAAUCGAGUUGAAAGUUCUGUUACCUUUCUUAGUAAUCAGGAAUUUGGUUUGAUCGGAUGUUACGAUGGUUUUUUGUACUGUUUUGAUCUUUGGAACGGUGAAGUUCGUUGGAAAUUUAAUUCUAAUGGAAUGAUCAAAUGUAAAGCUUUGGUUAUUGGAUGCUCCAUUAUUUUCGGUAACUACAGCAAUGAACAAAACUUAUUUGCUCUAAAUUUGAGUGGUUCACUGGUUUGGAAUUUGAGACUGGGAACGAAAGGAAUUCUUUCGUCGCCUAUAAGUUUAAACAAUCAAUUAGCUUUUGUUGCUACCUUAGAUGGUACAUGCAGCUGUUUUAGGGUUGAUGAUGGUGCGGAGAUGUGGACGAAGAAACUUCAAUCAGCCAUAUUCGCCAAUAGUGUGUUCCUGAGUGACGAGCAAAUUAUUCUAGUUGCCGAAGUGCAAGGUAGCUUACACUGUUUUUCCAGCCAGUCCGGAAUUGAGUUUUGGAGGAUUUCAACUGUAGGGAACAUAUUCUCAACGCCCUUGAUACAAAGAUGUUUGGAUUCGAACAAGGUACUACUAGGAUGUCACGACGAGCAUCUGUACUGUUUUGAGUAUAAUAGUAAACGUGUCGUUGCAUUAAAAUGGAAACUAAAAUUGCAGUCGCCAAUAUAUGCAGGACCGGUGGCAUUAGAUAACGAAUAUGUCAUUGCUUGUAGUACAUCCGGUUACAUCAACGCGAUUUCUACGAACACAGUCCAAACAAAUUCGGUAGUCAAAUUGAACGGGGAGAUUUUUUCCACACCAGUUGUAGUCAAUUCAAAAACUCUGUUUGUUGGUUGUCGAGACAACAUCCUUUACAAGAUCUUUGUUGACCAGAAAAUGGUUUCUGAAUAAACCCGUCUCCAAAUGACGUUCUCGGUUUUUUGCUUGUUUUAUCCAUGACCACAUCACCACAAUAGCAACUCCACUGCGAAUAAUACGGAUUACUUCUGGAUGGGUCCACCGGCUUUGGUAACAAUAAUAGGUACAUGUGAUUUAUGCAAAGAAAAACAUUUCUUGGUUGAUAAUGAAAAGUCCUUUAUUUGAUCUUUCAAAGUGUUUUCCAUGUGGGAAACAUUACUGUUUUUCUUUUGCUGUACUUUUUGUUUUACACUGACUGCAACAGACUGAAACGGGCGUUCGAUAUUGUAUUCCGCGUGGAUUUUUCAUUCAAAUGAAUACAAAUGAUCUUUUAGCAAUAAUCCAGAACAAAGUAAAAGGGAUUUCUAUACGCUUUCCAUCUAAUAUGUAGGCGAAAACACAGCAUUUUUUUAGUUUUGUGGUUACUACUGAACAAUCUACAAUGAUUUUCGGCGUCGAAUAUAUUCAUAAGUUGUGAUAUACAAAGCAAGUUCAUGUUUCAUUAGAAAAUAAAUGAUUCUUUUGUCUUCCUAAAGCAUUGCUCUACCUAUUUCCUGUUAUUCUCGAGUACGGAAUGUUUGUGUUUUAUUGUAUCAGAUCAGCCAACAUUUCCUAAUUCGCAGGUUAUUCUUUCACAUUCUUUACAAAACAUAACUGUUUUGAAUUUGUCACUAAACAAUCAUUUUAUUUGUUGAUUUCGAUAAAUUUUGCAUACAUGUGGAUAGUACAACACAAGCAGAGGAAAACAAACGCUGGAAAAUAAAUAAAUGUAUGACGCUUUUGAAAAGCCGAUAUUUUCUGUAGAUUUAUCUCCCUUUUUGCCAUGCAGGUAUUUUAUCAUUCAUAAGUUCUUACAGCUUUUCUUGUUUUCAUGUGAAUAUGUGUGUGUAAAUUAGAUUAUUCUACUUUUUUUUUCUUUUUGCACAUUAUAAUAGUCUUUUUUACUCCCCCGAAAAGAGUUUUCAUAGUUUUCGUAUUCGUUUAUUUUUGGCCCUAAACCACUCGAAAUUCACAUAACAUUUACGUCGUACGCAGUGCAACAAACCGAACAGUUGACAUUUCUAAUAAAGUCAAAGAAAAAAGUCUCAAUCGGUUUGUGUACUUUUGGAAGUACGUCGCAUUGUUUUUUUUUUUCUUCUCUGCAGAAUUGAACAUUGCAGAUUCUAAAACUUUAUACUGACCAUGUGAAGUUAAUGUUUCGAAUAAAACAUAAACCAUGACAGAAAAGAUAAUGGUAUGAAUGCUGCUCAAAGAAAAAACAACAAAAUCAUACCAUGCAGUAUCCAUCCUUUUGGUGUUAGUAUUAAAAACGACUGUAGUACCCAUCAAUCAAAAAUGACGAUUGCUAUAGUUGCUAUUUCGUUCACUUGCUCCUUGCACAUCAUUCCUCCUAAAGAUGCUUCGAUGUUUGGUUUACUCUGUGUGACAAGUUCUCUUCUAAGGA
This is a messenger RNA of Wyeomyia smithii (pitcher-plant mosquito), 4764 nucleotides long. It is a transcript of the gene Aasdh, whose product is annotated as beta-alanine-activating enzyme. Bases 417 to 3314 code for a protein of 965 amino acids. Gene Ontology annotation, biological process: amino acid activation for nonribosomal peptide biosynthetic process. NCBI's taxonomy places the organism in Eukaryota, Metazoa, Arthropoda, Insecta, Diptera, Culicidae. Gene Ontology annotation, molecular function: protein binding. The transcript is spliced from 6 exons. The record is from RefSeq and is a predicted model, not a curated record.